CAAUGGCAGAAAAAGAGCUGUUGGCUUCGAGAGCAAGACCGAACUAACAACUCACUGCUUUUUGCUCUGUCAACAAUCUAUGGUCCGAUUUCUAUUGCAGUCCCCACAGCCCGAGUCGUUGUUACGAAAUCGAAGCCAAUCGCACAUAGGAAAAUGGCAACUCCGGUAGCUGCCGCGAAACGCUUACGUAAAGAGCUUCAGGUGCUUCGUCGAGAUCCGGACGAUACAAUUGUGCUCCAGCACGACCCCGACAAUCUACUAUCCUGGAAGGCCUGGAUCAAAGGCCCGGAGGACACACCCUAUCAGGACGGUGUCUUUCAACUCGAUAUUCGUUGCGGUCUGGACUAUCCGUUGGCACCACCGUCCAUCAAAUUUGUUACCAAAAUUUUCCAUCCCAAUGUGCACUUUCGCACAGGCGAUAUUUGUUUGGAUAUUUUGAAAAAGGAAUGGUCUCCAGCAUGGGGCCUCUUGUCAGCCUGCCGGGCUGUCCUGGCCUUGUUAUCCGACCCGGACGCCUCAUCGCCGCUCAAUUGUGACGCGGGGAACAUGUUGCGGAGUGCCGAUACAUUGGCCUACGACACCACGGCCGCAAUGUACACAAUGGAAAACGCACGGUUCAUUGCCUGGCCACCUCCUUUGGACCAAGACCAAGACGGUUGA
Molecule: messenger RNA, 660 nt
Organism: Phaeodactylum tricornutum CCAP 1055/1
Lineage: Eukaryota; Bacillariophyta; Bacillariophyceae; Surirellales; Neidiaceae
Gene: PAS2
Exons: 2
Coding region: 154-660 (168 amino acids)
Source: RefSeq, a predicted model, not a curated record